Molecule: messenger RNA, 999 nt
Organism: Chinchilla lanigera (long-tailed chinchilla)
Lineage: Eukaryota; Metazoa; Chordata; Mammalia; Rodentia; Chinchillidae
Gene: Mgmt
Product: O-6-methylguanine-DNA methyltransferase
Exons: 5
Coding region: 116-748 (210 amino acids)
Biological process (GO): DNA repair
Cellular component (GO): nucleus
Molecular function (GO): methylated-DNA-[protein]-cysteine S-methyltransferase activity
Source: RefSeq, a predicted model, not a curated record
GCCCUCUCUCUGGGCCCCGCCCCCGGCCCUGGCACGCAGUGCGUGCCGCGCUGUUGAGUACUUGCGUCGUGGCGCUCUCAGUCCUGGCGGUCCGCGCAAGUUGGUCCUUGGCAGGAUGGACAAGACCUGUGAGAUGAAAUACAAAAUAUUGGACAGCCCCUUGGGGAAAAUAGAGAUAUCUGGUUGUGAGCAAGGACUGCAUGGGAUAAGGCUGCCCAACCAGAAGACCUCUAGCUCUGACCCCACGGAGGCCCCAGCAAUUCCUGAGGCUCUCAGCAAUCCAGAAGGAAUGACAGAGCCCCUGAUGCAGUGCGCAGCCUGGCUGGAUGCCUAUUUCCACAAACCUGCGGGCAUCGAUGGACUCCCCUUGCCUGCUCUACACCAUCCCGUGUUCCAGAAAGAUUCAUUCACCAGACAGGUGUUAUGGAAACUGCUGAAGGUUGUGAAAUUUGGAGAAAUGGUUUCUUACCAGCAAUUAGCAGCCCUGGCAGGCAACCCCAAAGCAGCUCGCGCAGUGGGAGGAGCAAUGAGAAGCAAUCCUGUCCCCAUCCUCAUCCCAUGCCACAGAGUGAUCUGCAGUGAUGGAACCAUGGGCCACUACACCGGAGGACGGGCUGUGAAGGAGUGGCUUCUGGCCCAUGAAGGCAGCUGGGUAGGGAAGCCAGCCCGCAAGGAGUUGGGUCUGGUUGCACCCAGGCUCAGCGCAGCCAGUGGCACCACCAGCUCUCAGCUCACUGGCCGAAAUUGAGUGUUUGUAUUCAACGUAAACAUUUGAGUGACACGUGAAUGUAAUGCCACAUCGGAAGCAGGAUGUGUGGUGGCACCACUAUAUUAAAAGAGCCAGAUGUGUCCUGGGGGACAUGGCGUGUCUACCCUUUCUUGUUUCUACAUUUACAACAGAAUGAGUUCAGAUGACCAGCCGUUGUGCGUAUCAUUUGUUCCCUUCUCUAAUGUGGUUAUUGUUCCAUUUUUAAUGUCCAUUAAAAUGGGGACAGUGGA